Molecule: messenger RNA, 670 nt
Organism: Malus domestica (apple)
Lineage: Eukaryota; Viridiplantae; Streptophyta; Magnoliopsida; Rosales; Rosaceae
Source: RefSeq, a predicted model, not a curated record
GAUAAUGGUAUGCUGUUAUCCUCCUCCUAUUCCUUUUUAUUUUUAUUUUUUAUUUUAUUUAUCUUUUCAUCGAUCUAAUCUUCCCUUCAAUCCUUGUAUAUAAAUCAACUGCAUACCAAUGCUACGAAGAUACAACAGGCAACUGCAUAUCCUUCAAAGAGAGAGAGAGAGAGAGGGAGAGUGAGAAAUAAAUGGCUACGGUUUUGGCAAGAGGAGCACAGACCAUUAACUCCGUGGUUUUCAAGCCAAUGAGUCGAAAAGGUUUUCAUAAGCAAAGCUCUUCUGCAGAUAUGGUACGUGAGACGGUGAAGUCUGAAGGUGAUGAAGCGAAGAACAAGAACCAAAUGGGAGAAAAUAAUGAUAACAAUAUAUGGGUUCCCCAUGAGAAGACUGGAAUAUAUUACCCCAAGGGCCAAGAGAAAGUGUUGGACGAAAUUUCUCCAGGAUCUGUUAAGGAUAUGGGUGUCAAUUGGUUUUCAUAAUAUGAAAACCAAUUGAUUAAUUAAUUAAUUAAUCCCUUUAUCCAAAUAAAUGGAUGCAAAAUAUAUACUAUAUUUAUGUACUUAUGCCACUUUGGUGAACAAAGAAUAUAUUGCAGUAAGUGGCAUAACCUUGAUCAAUAUUUUCGAACUCUUUUGAUAUAUUUCAAUGACCCAAUGUUGAGAAUUAA